ACUAAAAUAAUUAAAAAAUAAACUCGACAACUGUUGCAUCUCCGAACCUUUUGCACUGCGCCGUUCUUUUUGCUCAGCGAUUCAGCACGCCCCUCCGGCGCCGUUUUCUGGUCAUCCGCAAGUUCUCUCACACCCGCCCGAAACUCCAACAUCCAGGUCAGUGUUCAUCCCUUAUCCAUCUCUGCAACUUCCCGUCCCUUAUAGCUUAUCGUUCUCAUCACAUCUACUACUGACUAUCAAAUUCAGUUUGUGUGUCACUUCUUAAUUCUUCGUUCUGUUAUUCUUUUAAUAAGAAUUAGGAUUGAAUUUUUUGUUGGGUUUGUGAAUUGAAAUUUGAAAUUUUGAAUCACAAAAUUUGGUAUAAAGGCGAUUAAUUUACUUCUUUUAUUUCUCUUGCUAUUUUUUUCUCUCAUUUUUGUAAAUUUAUUUGUAGAAACAUAUGGGUUUAGUCCCAAUACUUACAUUAAUUUAUGUAAUAUUGGGAAGAAGAAAAAUUGAAGUCCUGUCAAAUAAAGUUAAAUUUUUUUAAUCUAAUCUGUAGAUACAACAACAAGCUUUAUUCCACUAGGAGGUGUCGCCUAUAUGAAUUUUACAACGCCACUGCACUUCGUUAUGUAUCAAUAUAUUUCAUCCUCAAAAGGAAUUUAUGUAUGCAUUCGUUUUCAUCUUCUUGUUCUUCUGUUCUUGUUUUUAAUUUUGACGACAUAUUAGUUUAUGUUCGAUUUUGAAAUCUUUAAAUGUUUUUUUUUUUUUCUGUUUCUGUUUGUUCUAUUACUUGCCAUGUUUUCAGAUAAGUUGGAGUUGUAGACUGUGUUUGUCAGAGUAGAUCGGCAGAUCGUAUUUUGAUAUGAUCAUAUAGAUUUGAUAUGGUAUGGGUUCCCAAGUUCUUUUGAGCAAUUUUAAAGGAGAAAAAACAUAAGAAGUAUCUGCAUCAACUAGUUGAGAAUUUGGAUUUAAGCUAGUUAGUUAGAAGUAAAUGGAGUCGUUACCGCUCGAUAAGGCUUAGGUUGAAUUUUGUUUUGCUAUCAUCUGAACUGGUAUAUAGUUGAAAUGUAACAAGAACUCACAUGCAAUCGGCUGUUUUGCUGCACCUGGCAAUAGUGAAAUGGUUUGGUUAGUCUGGGAAAAGUGUCCCAUAAUAUCACAAAUCUACUUUUCAACUCUUUUUGGUCACAUAAUGUUUCUCAUAAGGUGUGAUUUCAUUCUUUUAUGACCCAAUUUGCAACAAUCAGCUCAAUAUGUUGAUAAUUGUUACUAUUUCAAGCCAAACUGAAACGGAAAACAAUUGAAAUUUUGAAAAAUAUCCGGUUUGUAUGGAAGAAGGUGAGCCUUGGCGCAACGAAAGGUUACUACUUUGUGACCAAAAGGUCAUGGGUUCGAGUCGUGGAAACAGCCUCUUUGCAAAGCAAGGGAUUCCAACAUUUGUUCAAGGUAUACUCAUUAGUGCUUAAUGCUUCAAUGGAGUAUCUUGGUUCUGAAAAAAGUACUUCUAGCCAGAUUGGGGACCGAUCAACCAGUGAUGUUGUUGUGAGGAUACGCACAGAGGAUGGGCGGGAUGAUCGGCUAUAUUGUCAUUCCCAGAUCCUCUUGGAAAAGAGCAAGUAUUUCGCUGAUCGCCUCUCUGAAAAUUGGCCAACAUGUCAGAUUCUUGACUCACGCAACUGCGUUGACGUAUACUGCCAAGAAUCAGAAUUUGACCACCAUGUCAGUGUUCUCCGCCUUUUUUACGUCGCAGUAGAUGGCUUAGUUGAUAACUUGUGGCAUGGUGUAAAAAACGCCAUUGGAAUUCUCCAGGUGGCUGUCAAGCUUGGAUGCCCACAAAUCAUAACUGCUUGUGUGAACUACUUAGAAGCAGUUCCCUGGGAAGAGUCCGAGGAGGAGGAGAUUUUAAAGAUCGUACCACGCCUGGGAUCACAAGUGGAGCCAAUUCUUGCCCGUCUUCUUCCAGUCAAUCACUCAUCAAUUAUGGGGAUAUUUUUGUCAACCAUCCGAUUUGCCACAUCGUCCCCUCCUCCAAUCAUGAAUGAUCUCAAGUCUUCUGCCCAGGAGCAGCUUGAGUACAUGCUUACUGAAGAUGAUGAUGCCCCGCUCUUAACAGCCGAUGAUGAAGUCAAAUCCGAGGUGAAAGAAUGUGUGAAUAGACUAUUUGGAAGAUUUAGUAAUCUAUUAGAAGCUUUGUUAUGUGAAGUAGAAUUAUCUUCUGAUGGAGGGAAGAUGCAGUCGUUUCAAACGCUUUUAUCAGAUCUGUCGUGGGCAUGUCAGAUAUUAACUAAGUUGGAAACUAUGAGGGAACUUGUCUGCAAUUGGAUGGAUGCAUCGGAUAAAAUAGUUAACGUUGUAAAGCAAGCAAGGCCGACAGCUGAACUAAUUGAGACAAAGCUUAGGAUUGUUGAGGUUGCAGCAAAGAUUCUAGAGGCAAUAGGUUACGGCACUGUCAUUUUGCCAACUGCAAAACGGCUUCAUAUGGUUAAGGUGUGGCUUCCUUUUGUGAGGGUUGCGAGACCAGUGAUCGAUUCUGCCACAACUACCGGUGAUGACGCUCCUACGCUAAAGAUGGAUAGUGAACUGUGGCAAUCCUUGGAAUCCACAUUUGUUUCCAUAAUUCUUACACUUCCAUCCGUCGAGCAGGCGGAGAUAUUGACUGAAUGGUUGGAGAAUGAACAUAUUCAAUAUCCUGACCUGACUGAGGCAUUUGAGGUAUGGUGUUACAGAUCCAAGGUUUCCAAAAGAAGACUAUCAUUUAUAUCGGUGAACCAUGAGAAAAUCGAUACACAUUAAGUCGUUAACCUCUUCACUUGAUCCUUUUCAACCAUUUUCGUAGCUACUGAUUUCUCGGACACCCUUUCUUAACCAAUGUGUUUUGCAAAAGCUUGGGGAGAUUGGGGAAAGACCGCGGGAAGUAGAUGGAAUAUUUGAAUUAGUAGCUCGAGGGUAUCAUAUGUCAUUUUCGGGUCUCAUAACUCCGAUGCAAUAUGAGAGCUUCCGCCAACAUCUUUGCAGUAUCCAUCUGUGACUGGCAGGCAACAAAGUUUGAUGCUGAGCAGUUCAAAUAUUUUUCCAUCCAAGUCGUUGCAGCUUGAAGCAUUCUCUGUGCGCAAGACUCGCUCAACGAUCCUGACCCUGUGCUGUGCAGAUUUGAGUUAUCAGUAUGAAGGAAGAAAGAAAUUUUCCCCGGCCAAUUGUCACUUACCAGUUUAUGGUGACAAGUGACGAGAAUGCAGAGUUAUUAGUUUGAGGAGGAGAAGCAAGAUUUUUCUGAUGGUACAAGAAAUGAGAUUGUUUGAGCGACUUUCUCCAACCACUCCUGACCCUUUAAACGCCAGACUUAAUUACUGAAUAUUUGUUCAUAACCAUCAGAACACCUACAAUGCUAUAACUUCACAGCUAGCUUUCUCUGAAACACCAUAUUCCCAAAGCUAAUUAGUCUGAAGCCAACGGAAAAGAGAAAUUGAAUGAAACUAUUUAAAUUUUGAGAUUCAUUGUUUUUACACCGCAUGAUAGUGAGUGAACUAGAUAUACAGACUUAGUUUGGUCGUACCAAGCCAACUCAAGGCAUAGCAUGAGGUAAUGAAACUAUUUAAAUUUCAAGAUUCAUUGUUUUUACGUUGCAUGGUAGUGAGUGAACUAGAUAUACAGACUUAGUCUGAUCGUACCAGGUCAGCUCAAGGCAUAGCAUAAUUUAAUGAAACUAUUUAAAUUUCGAGA
Malus domestica (apple) is the source of this 3705-nucleotide messenger RNA. NCBI's taxonomy places the organism in Eukaryota, Viridiplantae, Streptophyta, Magnoliopsida, Rosales, Rosaceae. The record is from RefSeq and is a predicted model, not a curated record.